UUUUUAAUGUGCUCAGACUUUUGUUCUGGUGCCCUCAAAAAAACUGAAAUUUAUUUCAGUGUAGUCGAUAAACCAAAAUACCGAGUCAAAGUUCCAUCUCUAGUCGGGAUUUCCAGUUUUUCAACAUUACCAUCCCAAAUAGAUCGUCAGCUGUUUGUGUUAUUCUCUUUAUUUUGCGUUUUAAUGUGUAAAAUUCACAGUCUAUAAGCGGUCUAUUGCGAAUUAGGAAAUUACCAAGUUCCGAAAGCAAGGAAAAUAGUUUAUUUCUACAGGAAUCAAAUAAAAGUGUAAAAUUUGUCAUGGCUUGGCAAAACGGAUUAAUCAGAGACAUGGUUAAACCAGAAUACUUGAUAGUUUCAUCAGAACUAGGCGUUGCUAUAGCAGACAAGUUUCCUAAGGCAAUGCAUCACUACUUGGUGCUUCCAACUGCCGAUAUUCCCAGCAUCUUUGUGUUAAACCGGAGCCAUUUGCCGCUUUUGGAAGAGCUUUACCGUCUGGCCCGAAAUGCCGUAGAGAAGAAGGGGGUGCCCUGGGAGGACUUCCAGGUGGGGUUUCACGCGGAGCCCAGCUUGCACAGGCUCCAUUUGCAUGUCAUCUCAACGGAUUUCGUAUCACCAAGUCUGAAGACCAAAAAACAUUGGAACUGCCACAACACCGAACUAUUUGUGCCCUACGAAAAACUGUACGAACAACUGGAAAGGGAUAAUUGCUUUUCGCGAUUUCCAAAAUCGCUGGUAAAGGAACUGCUAGCCAAGCCGCUGGUUUGUAACCAGUGUGAAUUUGCCUCCGAUUCGCUGCUAAAUUUUAAAACCCACUUACUGAAUCACUGGCAGCGUAAAGAAGACGAACGUAAGAAGACUACAAAUUUGGAUAACAUAACUAAAAUGAUGAAUGAGGCGAAACUAGAUACAAAAAUUAUGCCAUUAUGCCACAAUCAAGGCUCAAAAAAUCCCUUUCAAUUACCGUCCAAGCAACAAGCCGUGAAAGAAUGUGCCAAUCAUAAACUUGAUCUUUCAACCACUGAAAUGAUUCAGCGAAACAAUCCGCCAUUCAACUUUCAAGCGAUGAAUCCGCUGAAACCAAAUAAUGCACCCAAAUAUAGGCAACAUCAUGGGUCGAGGACCAUUUGGAAUGGUCCUUCCUUUCCGCCUUUUCAACAUCAAAUCAACUAUAGGUAUCCGAUGGUAAAUGGAUUCCGAGGACCAUCUAAUAUUAUCCAGCAUGGAAUUCCGCAUUAUCCAAAUCAGGCAUUUGUCGGCCCGGGAGCUUGGCCAAGUGGUCAACAAAGUGGAGUGAGAUCGAAAUUGAUACCAAGAAAUUAUCAACAAAAUCAAAAUCAACAGAGAUCUCAACAGAACUCAAAUUUGCAGCACCCAACUCAAAAUGUGAAUCGAAAUCAGGUAAACCCCUCAAAUUGUCAGAAUCCCAACCAAAAUCGACAAAAUUAUAAUCAGAAAGCUACAAAACCAAUAAAUCAACCUGCUGGCAAUCUUCACGACCAAGAAGUUACGGCUCCGCCACCUUAAACCGAUUGCAAACCUAUUCCUAUUUUAAAAAGGUUUUAAUAAUUUUUGAAAAUAAUUAUUUAACAUGGAAAAUGAGGAACAAUAAUGUUUAUUGAAAAUGAGUAAGCUACAUGAAAAAUUGGCUUUAUAAACAGUUCAUUUGAGUUUAAAAUCAUUUUAAAUAUUUUAUGACUGUUUAAGUUACACACAUUUUAUUUUUAAAUUAUUAUCCAAAAUAUAAAACCUUUUGAAAGUACUUAAUUGCUCGAAUAUGAUAAAUAUGAAGUACGUUUACAGUAUUUUUAAACCUACCGCAUGCACACUCCAUGCACACUUGCAUUAAAUAAAAAAAAAAUAAAAUAAAAAAAAAAAAAAAUAAUUUUAAAAACACAAUUCCAUAAAAUUCCUGGAAGUUUAGCAAGGCGGAUAUCGUUUUAAUUUUCUUAGAAAAACAGUUUGACUUCGCCACCCACCUGCACCAUCAUUUAAAAGACUCAAUUAGAGUGCUUUAGCCAACUGGAAAAGAACGAACCCACGGCUAAUUAAGCAGCCACCAAGGGGCAUCAGCAGAGCUGCUCCUCCCCCAGAGUCAGCUGAAACACUUAUUAAAUUAUGUUUCAGAAUUUGAAAAGUGGACAAAGUUUGUCGGAUAACCAGCUCCCCUGUGAGAAGUAUAACUUUAAAAUGUGCCGCAUUGUGUUCCUAGCUUAUAAAUGACGCUGGUGUUAGAUUUUUUGAUAUUAAUCAAUAAUAGUUGAACAUUUAAAAUUAUAUUUUAUUUGUAUUAAAUGCUAUUGGGUUGUUAAAAAUUUGAUUUCAACAUAAAUAAACAGCAAACUAGAAAAGAUAA
Molecule: messenger RNA, 2355 nt
Organism: Drosophila elegans
Lineage: Eukaryota; Metazoa; Arthropoda; Insecta; Diptera; Drosophilidae
Product: aprataxin-like protein
Exons: 3
Coding region: 300-1526 (408 amino acids)
Biological process (GO): double-strand break repair; single strand break repair
Cellular component (GO): nucleus
Molecular function (GO): single-stranded DNA binding; DNA 5'-adenosine monophosphate hydrolase activity; single-strand break-containing DNA binding
Source: RefSeq, a predicted model, not a curated record